AUGAUGUUCGAAAAAGCCCAAAUUCGAGCAGCGGAGAAUGGAUUAGAUCCAACUAAAAUGGCGAGGGCUCAAGGAUUGAACCGGAGAGGACAGUGGCCCGGUGGAGUUGUCCCUUUCACCAUUCAUUCAAGUGCAAGUAUGAUAUUAGUAGAGAAAAGCGAAAUAUACUUGGCACUUUAAUUUUCCAAGAGAGGGGAAGAGUCGCUGAGGUUUAUUGUUCAUAUCUAAUUGUUUUGAGUGAAGAACCUACUACUAGGGGUACUCUUUAUAAAUUCCUAUACAAGGGGGUCCUUUUUCAGGCUUCAGGUAUAUCAAAGGGUACAGACUUCGCAAGUUGACGUGUUUGAAAGACUAGGAAAAUCUGUCAUUUUGAUAUUUAAAAGGGCGUUUUGCUAAAAUAUUUCCAACUGACGCACCAUAUUCUCCCCUGUUUUAUUCCAGGGGUUUAGAAAGGGUACUCAAAAAGGACAUUAAUAACAGCGGUUUUGUCAUUAAUGUCUAUAUUUUUGUCUUGGAUAACACAGCAGGUUUUGGCUGUCGUCAUUUUCUAUAAAAAAGUGUUCAAAAAGGCAUCGUUUUUAAAUGGUAGCUUAACCACAGAGGUACCUUUUCUGUUACAAAAUGGUAUAUUUAACAAUUAUUCCUCGAGCCCGAAUGGGCUCUGAGUCAAUAGCCUAUGAGGCCGAAGGCCGAAUUGAAGGUCGAAUGGACUAUUGACUCAGCCAGGCCAUGAGGGCGAGAGGAAUAAUUGUUUUAGUAAAAUCCAACUACUUGGUCAAAAAUAUCGAGGCAAAACAACUUUAGCUAGCAAAACGCGAUUCAGCCGCCAUUGUUUUGGUUUUCAAAGCCGGCGCUUUUCGCUAUUAGUGGGCUAUAACAUAUUGCCUAGUAGUAGCUCAACCAAUCAGAACGCAGCAUUGGUAAUGGACAACUAGUUGGAUUUUUAUAAAAAAAAUAAGGGAUUGGAUGUCUAGCUGGAGCCUCCUCGUUAAACACUUUCAUCAGUAUACCCGGGCGGGGGUUAGAAACUUUAGAAAAUUAUGUUCUUGGGCAAACGAUUACUGUCGUGAAUUAGAUAAAUGAUCUCCCAGCUUUUACCUUUUGUAAUUAAUUUAACUUUGUACUUGAUGUUUUUCUCUUUUGGUACUGCAUCGUCAAACGACAUCCCUAUUAUCACAAUACUUUCAAGAUCCACCUCCUCAGUACAAUUUCGACACAAUAAAACUUUUGUACCUAACGGAUUUUUUUUCCUGUCACAAAAGAGGCCAAAAUUGGGAACUUAGUUUAUCACUCCAUUAACUAACUUUAAACUGAAACUGAAAUCAUAUUCUAAGCAGGGAUGCAUGUUAGUCAUCAAUGCAUUAAAUGAGACUGAUUUCUUUACAAUGUGUAAUUGCUUUUUCCAGAGAACAAGGUUUUGAAUGCACUUGGAAUUAGAGGGCCUACGGAAAGAGCAAUAUAUAGGGGCAUGGAAAAGUGGGAGGAAAACACCUGCAUCAGAUUUGUGCACAGGACUACUCAAAAAGAUUACGUGGAGUUUUCCUGCGGUGAUGGGUAAAUAAUUUUGAGGAAUGUUCAACAGAUUGUAAUUUAAACAUAUCUCGGAUGAAUAACAUCAUCUUCACCCGCUAGCUGGUGUAAUUACAUAAAUUUGCAGUUAAAUAAAUGGCUGAUUACAAUGUGACAAUAAAUGUGUAAAUACAACUAAUGUUGAAAAUUAUUAAGACAAAAUUGAAUAGCACUGAAUAAUCUUAAAUCGCACAUCAUAAAGAAAAGCAGAGACGUUUAUUAAGAUUAUGAACAGCUACUGUAGACACGAGAGCAGGGCAAAUUCAGUAAACUGAAAUCCACUGCCUUCUCAUCACUACAUGUACUAUAUAUCCUCAAACUACUCCCGCUGCUAUUUGAAAAAAUGUUAGUGGGAAAAUCUGUUUCGAUAUCAACGUGUUAACGUUUCUCGGCUGGUUGGGCAGACUUAAAGGUCACUCCGUGUCAGGGAAUUCAAGACAGUCUUGGAUUCUGGAUUCCAUGCUUUUGAUUCCAGUCUUUUUAGUAGAACUUGGAUUCUGGAUUCCAAUCCUUAGUAGGAUUCCGGAUUCCUUGAGCUGAGUAUUCCGGAUUCCAAAGCCCAGGAUUUCGGAUUCAACAAGCAACAAUUUCACGGAUUCCGGAAUCCUGAUUCCCUUACAGGGUCGAUAAAGGGGCUAUGUCACGCUAUUUGCUAUCUUUUUAACAAGCUAAAACUCGUCUUCACGUCAAUUGAAUUCUAAAAAUAAUGCCCCGGUUUUGUUAUUUAAGACUAUAUUUAGAAUUAAAGGCUAUUUCCUGUCGUCUGUUACAACGGAUGACAAGCAUAGACUUGGACUGAAACUUGAGAACGUUUGGCCAACCUUUUCAAGUAUUAACUGAUAUGUCUUUAAAAAUCUCCAAAAUAUUUUUUAUAGUUAGUGCUCCCUGAUGAAAUUUGUUUGCUAUCACCAGUCUUCAUAUACUCUACUGGACCAUUUUUGUAUGGGUUAGUAAAGGCACUAAGUAAAGACUUCAACACAGAACUGACCCAGAAAAGUCCUAAAACAGUAACAUUCUAGUGCUCCUUUAUCCCUCUUCUCUUAACCCAAAACACAAACUUAGUUCAGUUAUGGCCGUGUACGAAUCGAAAGAGACUGCGUUUUGGGUCUUUCAGGAGAAGUUCUGCUAUCUAUUUUUACCAGUAAAAAUGGGUUUAUCGAUUGAAAGAGAUUUUUAAAUCCCUCAAUUUUUUGCAGCCGCUGGUCCUACGUAGGCUGUCAGAACAGUGGGAAGCAGAUAGUUUCUGUUGGAAAGUUUUGUUUCUUCCAAGGCAUUGUUGUCCACGAGAUUGGUCAUACUUUAGGUACAAGUGUUUACUUUGUUGUUUACUUUCAAAGAUAUUUAUUUUUAUUUUAUUUUAUUUUUAUUUUAUUUAUUCCUCCAAUUCCUAGCUGAUACAUAGUUAUGUAAAUAUAACUGAGAAAAAUAAUGUAGUAACAGAUAAAGAUUUACAAAGGAAAUAAACGCGUAAAAUAGAAAUUACAACACUUAAAUUGAAUUACAUUGUAUAUUGGAAGGAGAGGAGAUAUCCCACACAGUUGAUGGAUAAAAAUACCGGAGAUCUUCUUCCUGAACAUCCUAAGUGAGACCAAAAUCUGCGAUUUCUUCCCAGAAAGCAAGAGGACGCGCGAGCGGAUCAAAUGGGAGUCCACCAACAUCCGCAUGUCGGAUGAAACAAUAUAUUGGAGUUAAUCCUACUCGUAAAGGAAACCAAUAAUCAGGGCGUAACUCAAGCUCAAUUUUUGUCGCUGACUGUGAGGCGCAGACGUCUCUCAAGCGGCGAGGAGCGAGGCCAAAACGGCUGUUUUGGCAGCCGGGCUACAUGCAGCGUCCAUAGCAGUAUCUGCAUGACGGCAAAUAUUGGCGUUCCGUCCUCCACCCUCCCUCAACCUAAGGGCCCUAAUAUAAUAGCUUUUUUGUUUGUAGCCUGCUAACAUGACCAUUUUGAAAUAAGCAGGUUCGGUUUUUUUUUUAAACAUAAAAUAGGAGGUUUACAUGCAGUUCAUAGUAGUAAAAUCAUACCACAACACGAUUACCACCGAUUACUUCUUUCACAGGAUUCUGGCAUGAACAGAGCCGUCCUGAUCGAGAUGAUUACGUUCUUUUUCAAACAUAAAAUUAAGGACCGGAGGUUUACAGUUCAUACUUAUGUAGUUCUACUUUAAAGUAUUGAGGACAUACCGGGGGAAGUGAAAUCAUACAACAACACAAUUUUCUUCUUUCACAGGAUUAUUGCAUGAAAUGAGCCGUCCUGAUAGAGAUGAAUACGUGGAUAUUGUUUGGAACAACAUCAAAGAAGGUAUUGAUCUUUAUUGAAAGACAGGAAAAUAAUACUGACUUUCAGUGCCUAAGGCAGUGAUUCAUUGUUUCGUAGUAAAAGCAAUCUAACAAUAUUCACCCAGUUAAAAGUAUCGAAAAGUAGACUUAAUGUACCGCGUGGAUGAAUGUUUGAAUUCCUGCCACUUGAAAGACAUCAGUUUCGUCUGUUACGAUGAACCGCUUCAGCCGCCGCUUCUGUUGGUUUCAGGCUCUGGGUGGAAUGGAUGACUUAUCGUGAAGCAUGGAGCAUAAGUGCAUGACUACGAAAAACUUUACAUGAGUGACGAGGGUGGGCCUAGGGGGAGGGGGAGGUGACUCUAUUGCUUUCCACCUUCAUUUCAGUGUUGACCCACUCCGCCUGCCAGUGUGACGUCCGCAUAGAAACGGGCAAGAGCCUCGGAUCGCUUGUGCAAAUUAACAAGGGAUACGACAGCUGUUAGGACGAGCGAGGUCGAGGAAAAGCUAAGAGGCUAGCAAAUAUCGUCAAAUAUCGCGAUCGCAAGUGUGUGAGCUUUGUUGUUGCUAUAAUCUAUUUGUGUAAACCGUCCGUAAUUGUAUAAUUUUGUUAAUUUGUUUUGCGGGCCGUGUUGCGGGAUCACCAUCUUUUUCACUGGACCAGCAAGUUCAUAAAAACUUAAGCCUUUUUCUCUAAAAUAGGCAAGGUCUAAUGUCCAGAAUAGGAGGUUCCAUUCACAGAUCACACAUGUUUAUUUUUCAUCUUUUCUUAACUUCAUAUCAAUCCUUUCGAGUGUGCCUCUGUUGAUUUCCUAAUUCGCCACCAAAUUCAGUAAAGCUAGUUUGAUGGAUUAUCUACAUCGAUCGGCCCGUUGAACCGGAAAUAAUGCGAAAUAGCUUUGAAACACGCGCUUAAGCUAAUUUUCCUCAAAUGUAUAUUUGAAUUUAUGGUAAAUACAGCUCCACCAGCUUCAAAAAUCGUCUAUGGCCGAAAAAAAUGGUUUUGAUACAACCAAAUUAAUUUUUCAAAUCGUGUGUGUGUGGCAGUUUGGUGCAAUGGUCAAGCAGCUGCUUGCACCUGCAGGCGAACCGGGUUCGACUCCCGGCGACGAUAUUUUCUGUUUCUUCAGUUUGUAUCAUUUUUUUUUCUGUUUAGGCUUUGUUUUUAAGUCCUAUUUUUCCUUUUGGCCUGUUUUUCUUUAUUCGUAGUGCUAACCCUACUGAUCAUACACUUGGAUCAAUAUAUAUAUUAAACUUUACUCCGGAGUUAUAUUUUAGAAAAGGGACUAAUAAAGCUAGUACAACACAAACUUUUCUAAUUUAUACCCAACAACCACUGGCGAAAUGAAACUUGCCUCUUGUUCAUCGUCUUAAUCAUAACAAUAUUAUUACCCUAAAAUCUCCACUGGGUUUACCCGAAAACAAUAAUCAAACGAACCCUUUUAUUAGUGUUCGGGAUUUAAUUACAGAAUUAUAGGUGUAUGUCCAGUACAGUAUUGAAAUACGGCAAAGCAACAAGAUUCAGUGCUCACAGUCUCUCACAAAUACCCGUCAUUUAGCUUCUUCUUUCAACGCUACCAGCUAAGCGAACUUUGAAAGGAUUGAUAUGGAGUUCCACUAGCUCUGAGGAGCUGAAAAUACGCCCAAUUGAAAGUACUAAUAUAUCAUUUGAUGAACUUUCUAUUGCUGUGUCAACAUUCUUUCAUCUUGCUGUGCACCGGCCCUCAAAAGUGUGACCGGUCGGUCAACGAUUGCCCCUAAAAUUUGCUCGACGAUAGAAAGAAAUCUUAAAAAUUCAUUACACCACUGGACGUUUUAAUCCCAAAUCUUAAAUCUUAAAAUCUCCAGAUCCAAGAAAUCGGAACAGUAUUUCCGUGAUAAAUUCGAAAUUUUUAUCCGUCUCUUCGAUGAACACUUUGCUCGCCAUUUUGAAAGUCAACGACUCGAGACGUGACGUCAUACUGGCAGGCGGAAUGAACCACCGGUUUUCUUUGGAGACACCUCCCCCGCCUUGGUUUUACCAAUUAAUCAAUCUUUUCCCUGUGGCCUUUCUCUUGGAAUCCACAAAAGAAGAGCGCUCGAGACGAGGUUGAUCAAUGUAUCGAAAAAGGGAAUAUCUGCAGCUGUUUACCACUAAUAAUUUACAAUUACCGCAAAUGAAUAGAACCUCCAUGUAAAUACAUUACAUUUGUCUUGUCUGUACCCUCAGAACAAUGGUACAAUUUUAAGAAGUAUGGCCAUGGAUAUAUUCACAGCCUGGGACUUCCCUACGACUACGAAUCUAUCAUGCAUUACGGGAAGCGAGAAUUUGCGAAGUGGCCAUGGCAAACUACCAUACGACCCAAGAAAACAGGGGUGUCCAUUGGCCAACGACGUCACCUCAGUCCACACGAUGUUGAGAAGGUGAAUCGUUAUUACAGCUGCGAGAAAUAA
Porites lobata is the source of this 6276-nucleotide messenger RNA. NCBI's taxonomy places the organism in Eukaryota, Metazoa, Cnidaria, Anthozoa, Scleractinia, Poritidae. The record is from the annotation of a GenBank genome assembly.